Molecule: messenger RNA, 258 nt
Organism: Gloeophyllum trabeum ATCC 11539
Lineage: Eukaryota; Fungi; Basidiomycota; Agaricomycetes; Gloeophyllales; Gloeophyllaceae
Exons: 1
Source: RefSeq, a predicted model, not a curated record
UCUAGUAUCAGCAAGAGCACGGGAUACACCCCAUUUGAAUUGAACUAUGGAACUAUGCCGCGUAUUGCCACCACAUUGGACCCUGAUCCUGUCAUGCCAGGCGUUCGACAAUUCGCCGAACGCGCACUGUUGAACUUAGCGCAUGCGCACGAUGCGAUCAUUGAGAGUCGUGUUAUUCAAUCUCAUUACGCCAAUCAACGACAUCGACCUGAUGAGGCAAUUACCCCAGGCGAUCUAGUGUACUUGUCCACGGAGAAU